This is a messenger RNA of Capronia epimyces CBS 606.96, 1803 nucleotides long. RefSeq lists its product as uncharacterized. The transcript has 2 exons. Gene Ontology annotation, molecular function: transmembrane transporter activity. Gene Ontology annotation, biological process: transmembrane transport. NCBI's taxonomy places the organism in Eukaryota, Fungi, Ascomycota, Eurotiomycetes, Chaetothyriales, Herpotrichiellaceae. The record is from RefSeq and is a predicted model, not a curated record. The coding region runs from base 1 to 1803 and encodes 600 amino acids.
AUGAGCUUCUUUGCGAAGUUCAAAGGGCUCGAAACUCACACUAUAGUGCGCAAAGCAGCCCAGUCAGAAAAUGACAAAAAUGUAUCCUCGCAAAGUGACACCGAUUCGGAUGGUCUGAGUCUCGAGGAGCAGAACGAGAAAGAGGUUAUCCAGAACCCCAACCGGGUCACCGAGCAUGCUCAGCUUGGUGUCCAAAAGGCAGAAGCGGUGGCUCUCGUCUGGCCGAAGGCGGCUGUCUAUGCGACCUACCUUUGGAUCUGGGUCGCAUUUUUCAUGCUUGCCCUUCAGCAAGGAACCACCACCAUCUUCAAUGCUGCCGCAUACGCCGAUUUCGCUACCGCUCCCCAGCUCACGACAGCCAACGUCCUUGCCAGCGUGAUUGGCGGCGUGGUGAAACUACCUAUAGCCAAAGUCCUCAACAUAUGGGGUCGUGCGGAGGGUUUCUUCAUCUUUGUAUGUGUCUACCUUGUCGGUAUGGUCGUCAUCGCCGCGUCCAAGGGUCCGAGUACGUAUGCGGCUGGUUACGUCCUCUAUUGGAUCGGAUACGACGCGAUAUACCUGAUUAUGGACGUGUUCGUCGCAGACACUUCUGGCCUUAGGAAUCGAGCUUUCGCCUUUGCGUUCGUCGGCACUCCCUUCAUCUGCACCGCUUUCACUGCGCCAAAGUUAGGCCAAGCAUUUCUUUCUGCGACCACUUGGAGAUGGGGUUAUGGUGCCUUUUGUAUCAUCAUGUUCUUCAUCUUCAUGCCGCUCGUUGUUGUCUUCAAAUUCUAUCAGGUCAAAGCUGAGAAGAUGGGUUACUACAAACGCCCAGCUAGCGGACGAACCGUCUUCCGGUCGCUCCUCCAUUACUUUCACGAAUUCGACAUCAUCGGAGCCUGCCUACUCAUGGCUGCAUUUGUGCUCAUCUUGCUUCCAUUCACUCUAAAAACCUAUGGCAAGACACAAUAUCACUCCGCCAGCUUCAUCGCCAUGAUAGUCGUGGGUGGUCUCCUCUUUCCGAUCUUCGCCGUGUGGGAGAAAUACUUCGCGCGGACCCACUUCAUACGAUGGGAGCUCUUCAGACAACGAACUGUUCUCGGAGCCUGCUGUCUGGCUGCUAUCCUCUAUUUCUCCUUCUACUCGUGGGAUCUCUACUAUUAUUCUUUCGUCCUGGUUGUGUACGAUCUCGACAUCAGCGACGCAGGCUACAUGACUCAGAUUUGGAAUGUCGGCUCGACUUUCUGGGGUGUAGUCUUCGGGCUUUGGAUUCGCUACACCAAGAGGUUCAAAUAUUCAUGCCUAUUCUUCGGUCUUCCUCUUAUGUUCCUGGGUGCAGGUCUUAUGAUCUACUUCCGAGGCCGGGACCAUGGCAUUGGCUACCUUGUCAUGUGCCAGAUCUUCAUCGCCUUCGGCGGUGGUACUCUGGUCAUUGGCGAAGAUAUGGCUGUCAUGGCUGCGGCCGAUCGUGAUGGUGUCCCCAUGAUGCUUUCACUGAUUGGACUAAUGUCCAGCGUCGGUGGUGCCGUCGGUUAUGCGGUGUCAUCAGCGAUCUACAAUAACACCUUCCCCCAAAAACUUUUAAACAGUUUACCGGCCGAUGCAAAGGACGACUACACCACCAUCUAUAUGGGUGGUUAUUUGACUCAAAUGACAUAUCCGGUUGGCAGUCCAAUCAGGGACGCGAUCGACUAUGCUUGGGGCGAGAGUCAGAAGUACGGAGCUAUCUCCGCCACUUGCAUCCUCGUUUUGGCCAUCCCUUCUAUUGCAAUCUGGAAGAAUUACAAUGUCGACAAGAAGCAGAACAAGGGCACCGUGCUCUGA